UUGCUGCCGUCCCCGCUGUCGCUGCUGCCGUUGGUGUGCGGUGACUGUGGGCCGCUGCCCAACCUCAGCAGGGCUGAGCCCCCGGAGGACGUCCGGCACAAGGACAGCUUCCCUGUGGGCUCCGAAGUAACGUACAGAUGCCGCCAGAAUUUAUCGAAAAUCCCAUCACGGUUGGAUACAAUAACGUGCCUUAGUAACUCCCUAUGGUCCAACCUGCACGAGUUCUGUGACCGCAGCUGCCAGAGCCCUCCCCAAGUGGCUUUUGCCAAACUGUCAGAAGAAGAUGAAAUGAAGAAUUUUUAUGCUGUUGGGAUCACUGUGAGCUACAACUGCAGACCAGGCUACGAGAACAGCACGGCUGAACUCCCCAGCAGCACCUGCCGUGAGAAUUCAACGUGGUCAGAAGUUCCUGAGCUGUGUCACAAGCAGUCUUGUGGUCCUCCGACAAAUCCAGAACACGGCACUGUUGUGGGAACAGAUUACCUCUUCCUUGCAAGAGCCGAGGUGGUUUGUGAUGAAGGGUACACACUGUCACCAAGGAUACCCGUCAUCCGAUGUUUCACUCGGGGAAGUGGGGUUGCCUGGACUCCACUUCCAACGUGCCAGGGUAAAGGAGGCCAGCAGCACUUGGCUGGAACUUCUCCCUCUGUAGCUGGCACUACAGCAGUGACAAACUCAGCCCCUCAUUUGGAAGAGAAGGCAUCGGAGAACCGCUACAUCCUGCCACUUGUCCUCAUCCCUUGUGUCACUGGAGCUGCUGUGAUUGUCGCCUGGAGCAUCAAGAAGUGCAGUGCGAGUAAAAAGACUGGGUCUUACAAGCCAAAUCCAGCAGAUGAAGAGCAGAACCCAUGCCACAGAGCACAGACUUUUGACUUGGCCAAAAGUCAGAUUUUGCACUUUGUCCGUGAAGUGAAGCUCUUCCAGUUGGUUUUUCUUUCCGUGAUCUGGUACGGGUCUGGUCCCUGCAGAGCAUGCAGUUGGCUAUGUGCAGCCAUUUCUGAGCGUGUGGGUGGAUCAGAACCCCUCCUUCAGCACAGCAGGGCUGUGUCAGUGCCAUUGGAUGCACCCAUCGCUGCCUGCAGAGCCCAGACCGGUGCCAUCCUCUGCAGAGCCCAGAUAUUUGGCCUAGAAAAAGAAUGCUGUGACAUCUGCGACGUGGUCAGGAUGAUGAUGGUGCCAACUCUGGUGUCAGUGAGACCAAGGGGCCGUGCUGUUGUCCUGGUGCUGCUCCUCACUGCUGCCCUGGUGAUGGGCACCCAGGGUGCUUGCGAUGCUCCGCCACGGUUCUCAUUUGCAGAACUGAAGGAGGACUACCUGCACAACAGGACAUUUUCCACCUCUGAAGUGGUGGAAUACAGAUGUCGGCCAGGCUACAUGAGGAAUUACAAGGCACGAAACACUUACAUUUGUGAAAAGAACAGCUGGAAAGGAUCGAACAACUUCUGCUUACCAAAGCUCUGCAGUUACCCUGGAGAGCCGACCAAUGGCAGGCUUGUGGAAAUAGAGCAGUUCACCUUCGGGUCCAUAGCAAACUACAGCUGUGACACUGGGUACAGACUGGUUGGAAAUUCCCAGAUUAGGUGUGUGAUUAAAGAUGGGCAUGUUACGUGGGAUGGAAAUACUCCCAUCUGUGAACCAAUUCCAUGUUUACCCCCUCCAAAAAUAGCUAAUGGAGAUCACAACAGAGGUGACGUCGCGCUCUUCACUUACGGAGCUUCUGUCACCUACCACUGCCACACUGACAGCAGGGGGAGGAAGCUUUUCUCCAUGGUGGGGGAUGCCUCUAUUUUCUGUACAACCACUGACAAUGUGAAUGGUGUCUGGAACAAGCCAGCCCCAGAGUGCAAAGUGGUGAGCUGCAGGGAGCCCCAGGUGGAGCACGGCAGGCUGCAGAGCAGGUACAGAGCUGAGUACACCUACGGUGACACCGUCGUCUUCGACUGUGAAUUCCGUUACGUGCUGCUGGGCAGUGACACAAGCAUGUGCCAGGAGGAUGGCAGCUGGGAUCCACCACUACCGCAAUGCCAGCGCAGCAGCUGUGAUGACCCUCCUGACGUGCAGAAUGCUGUUAAAGCAAGACUUGCGGGCAAUUUAUUUCCUGUUGAGACUGUCAUCACUUAUGAGUGCCAGACAGGCUAUGAGUUCAGCCCUGGAGUAGUGACACAAAACAUCAAUUGUCUGCCAGACUAUACAUGGACUGAAAUUCCACCGCCCUGUAAAAGAAUUAGUUGCCCAAAUCCAGCUACCAAGAGGGGAAUGCACAUAAGCUCCUGGGGCAAAAAAGACACGUAUGUGAUGGGAGACAGAGUCCAAAUUAUUUGCGACCCUGGCUAUGUUUUCAAGGAUAGUGAUGAUUAUGUCGUGCUUCAGUGUACAAACGACGGCACGUGGAACCAGGAAGCACCGGAGUGCAUUGCAGAACCUCGUUGCCCAAAGCCUGUCAUUGACCACGGGAGAGAGGUUUAUAAGAGCAAAAAUGAUUACACAGUUGGGACUCAAGUGAAGAUAGAGUGUGAUGAAGGCUACAUGAUCAGUAACCAAGAGUCGAUCACGUGCCGGGCUGAUGGGAACUGGUUUCCCACGUUACCCUACUGCCAGCAAGCCUGCGGCCCUCCUCCGCAAAUCACCCACGGGCUGGACAUCAACCCAACAUCAUCAUUCUUCCACUAUGGCUACAGAAUGAAAUACGGUUGUGCCGCGGGGCUGUCCCUCAUCGGGGAUGAAUCCAUCUACUGCACCUCUGAAGAUGGAGUGAACCUGGAAUGGAGCGGCCCUGCCCCGGAGUGCAGGGUUGUUCGCUGCCCCAAGCCCGUGGUUGAGAACGGAGAGAUGGUUACACCACAGCACACCUUCCCUUAUGGGACAUCCGUGCGCUUCUACUGCAAGAAUGGCUUCACACUGCAUGGCGAUGCUGAGAGCCACUGCACGGCUGAUGGCAGCUGGCAGCCAGCCCUACCCAAAUGCCAGCCAGUUCUGUGUCCCAAACCACGAGUUGCCAAUGGAAAGCUGACAAGCACUGAUCAGACGUGGUACCCAAUAAACACAACGGUCACAUUUGUGUGCCACGAGGGAUACCACCACUUCUCAGGUGAUGGAGAAGCUGCAUUAAAAGACUCUUGGACAGCCACGUGCUUGGCUGAUGGCAACUGGACGCCAUUGCCCAAGUGUAAGAAGGAAGGUGAUGCUGAUGUGUGCGGAGAGGUUGCUUAUAUUCAGAGCAUCAUAUCUGACUGCCACGUGCCUACAGAGGAUGUGAAAACUCUGCUGGAAAUACAAAAACUCUUCCUGGAGAUUCAAAAACUGAAAGUGGAAUUCCAAGGACUGAGCAAGGAGGUCCUGGAGCACAUCCUGCAUUAAACAGCCUUUCGUGUGGGCACAGUCCAUACAGUCAGGGUUCCUAUAAGAAGCCUCCUAGGAACUGUAUGGUUUUUGCUUCCAUAGGGCCAGAUCACUUCUGCCAUGCUACAUGAUAGAGCACGGAGGGGUUUUUUUCUAACCCUCAGAUAGGACAUGCUUGAUUUGCUGUGUACCACUUUUUGCUUUAGGAAGCAAAGCAAGAAGUUCAACUGAGCUUCUCUGAGUCCCUGUAUAAAUUGUGCUAAGCCAGAAGUGGGGUUGAAGUCUGUGAAAGCAAAUUCCUGGCAGAGGUGAUUGCCCAGCACCAGGCUACAAGUGUUUGCAUACCACGCCUAUCUAGACAUAGCAAUGGAGUGAGUACUGAGCUGCAUCACUUCCUAUUAACCUGUGUCACGAUCUUCCAUGGUUUCUAUUCAUCUAGUUACGGGCAGUGUCAGGGCAGUAACAAAACCAGGCUCUAAAGCCCACUUGCUUAUCCCUGGAUUUAAGAGGUAACAGGAUUCUGUACUUGAGAGAUGCCAGUGUUGGUCUCAUCUUCCACAUCCCUGUGUCUGCAAGCAAAUGCUAAGAAUAGAGGGUGCAAGUUUAAGUACAGCGAAUCAGAUAGCAAUGAUUUCUCUUAUUAUUCAAUAAACAAUAAUCCCUUCA
Messenger RNA from Meleagris gallopavo (turkey), 4005 nucleotides. Lineage: Eukaryota; Metazoa; Chordata; Aves; Galliformes; Phasianidae. The record is from RefSeq and is a predicted model, not a curated record.